This is a messenger RNA of Sparassis crispa, 1692 nucleotides long. RefSeq lists its product with no specific name. The record is from RefSeq and is a predicted model, not a curated record. Lineage: Eukaryota; Fungi; Basidiomycota; Agaricomycetes; Polyporales; Sparassidaceae. The transcript has 14 exons. The coding region runs from base 1 to 1692 and encodes 563 amino acids.
AUGCCGUCUGUCAGAGUCAAGAGCGGUUACACAUCUUUGGAGGAUCCCGACGAACGUCCACCCUCUACACGGCCACGAGAUCGCUCGCUCUCCGGUAUUUUCACGCCUUCGAGUCCAGUUACCCUGACUCCUCGUGAUACUAUUCGCUCGGAGAUUCGUACUCGUCCACCAUCUGCUAGCUUUCCGAAUGAGGGGAAAGACUCUUCGCUAUCAAGGCGCCCAAGUAAAGUUUCGCAGCAUUGUCUCGCUGGUAGGAGCAGAAGAGCUCAGUCUCUGACAGUUGGAGCGCAAAGCGAGGACAAUGCAUUGUUAUAUCCGUCUGGCCCUGGAAGACGGAGAUCUUCUGCCUCACAACACCGUGGCCGGUCGGAUACGAUAUCCUUACAAGGACAGCAGGCAGAUAUAGUGGUACCAGCAGAUGAUGAAGAUGGACGUAUUGGCAGUGCCCUCAGCGUGUCUCAUUCAGAAUCAUACACGGACUCUUGGUACGGCGAGCAUCAUCCUGACGAUAUUGUGGAACACCUGGAUGUGAUAGACCCUCAGGUUGCUACGGUAUCCACUCUUACAAACGCAGCAAAUGCUAUAGUGAUUCCUCCGUUGUCUUUCUACUCUCGGAAGCCGGUGGUGGUACUAUCUCGAGCGAAGUCUACUGCGACCGAUCACGAACGGGGGGAGAUCCGUCAUGAAGACAGCUUGGACCAGCAUGUUGAAGAUGUCCUCACUAAGCAAGACCAAUUCAGACGGGUGAUGCAGGGAGUGUGGUCUUUCGUGAAGACUCCCCUAGGCAUCGUUACCGCAAUUUAUGGAUUUCUUGUCGUAUUCUGGGGAACCGGCCUCGUACUUUUCUUGGUUAAGAUUAUCAAUCUGCAUAACAGUCAUACCCAAGGAUUUUGGGUGGAGCUGUCUCAGCAGGUGUUGACCAGCCUUUUCUCAAUUACCAGUAUCGGCCUGAUACCCUUUCGAUUGGAGGAUACCUACCGAAUCUAUAAAAUCUGGUAUUACAAGCGGCGAACAAGGCUCCUGCGCAAGAAAGCUGGUCUACCCGAAUUGUAUGACGUGGACGACUUACCUGAUCCUAUCUACGAUGAGAACUACGUUCACGUUCUUUCUGAGGGGGAGCAAAUUGAUCUGCAUUAUCAACAACAUAAAUUUAUGAAGUCGCAGACGUGGUACCGCCCUCACGGUACCCCGACUCAUCGGGCAUUUCCUAUCAGUAUCGCGGUGCUGAUCUGCGUGUUGAACGACUUGAACUCAUUCUUUCAAUGCCUCUUGAGCGCUUGUAUGUGGUCGAUGAAUAGAUUUCAACGACCUGCGUGGACGACGGCCACGACUCUGCCUUUCGCAUUCCUUGCUGGAAUACUCGCGGCUUUCUACAUCUAUUGGGGUGGACGGAAGACCAAGCGGGUCAAGGAGGUGACGGAACGGCUGCGCCUUGCGCUCUCGAUGGACUCCCCGAAAGCGACCGUAGCAUCGGCGGGGGUUAUGUCGAGGAUCCCCGAGGUUGCAGAACAUGCAGAGGCUUCUACUACCGACACGUCGCCCGCGAUGUUGAACCAGAAGACGCGAGCUGUGGAUUUCACCGUUCAGGAAGGCCGGCAGUGGCAUGAAAGGGUCUCCGGCUUGCCAUCUAUUUAUAUCACUGAGGAGAUGACCAUCCCAACUGCAGCAGAGCUAGCAGGCGACUGGAGAUGA